Miscanthus lutarioriparius is the source of this 978-nucleotide messenger RNA. The record is from the annotation of a GenBank genome assembly. NCBI's taxonomy places the organism in Eukaryota, Viridiplantae, Streptophyta, Magnoliopsida, Poales, Poaceae.
AUGGCGAGGAGCACCACCACCGUGGAGGACCUUCCCGCCGACGUGCUGGCCUGCGCGCUGCGCCGCCUCGACGGGCCCUCCCUGGCCGCCGCCAGCUGCGCGACCGCGGGCCUCCGAGCGCUCGCCGCGGACCCGGAGACGUGGCGCGCGCUCUGCCUCGCGCGCUGGCCGUCGCUGGCCUCGCGACCAGACCUCCUCCUCUCCUCCUCCAUCUCUCCGCAGCGCCUCUUCGCCGACGCCUUCCCGUUCCCGUGCGAUGCCUCCUCGGCUCCCAUGGCCCGGGCCGAGGCUGAGCAGCUCCCCGUCCCCAGCGAGCUCGUCUCCGCCGUGGACGUCUACCACCGCGGCGUCGCCGUGCUCUCCCGCGUCGUGGAGACCUCCACGUCGUCCUCGUGGUUCCUCACCUCGCCGUUCUGCGUCGACGCCGUGGAGUGCAAGAGACCCGCCGGUGCCGUGCCCAUCGUCGGCCGCGCCGGCGCCGCCGUGGCCGUGGCCCCGGCGGAGCUGGACCUCAGCUGGGUCGCGAUCGACCCCAGCAGCGGCCGCGCCGUGAACGUGUCCAGCCGCCGCCCCGUCGCCGUGGACAGGCACUGGUACACAGGCGACACGCUGGUGCGCUACGCGGUCGUGCUCGGCGGCUGCAAGUUCGAGGCCACCGUCACCUGCUCCUCCUGCUCCCAGCAGGAGACGGCGGCCGGGCACGUCCGGGAGAUCAGCCUUACCGUCGAGGACGCCGAUGGCGCCGCGGUCAGCGGCGAAGGCACCCUGCGGCUGCUCGCGGCGGCCAUGGCGGGGCCGAGGAAGGGUGGGGCGGAGGAGCAAGAGGAGGCGGCCAAGCGGAGGUACGAGGACUUCGUGAGGAGCAAGAGGGGCAGGAAGGAGUCCAAGGCCAGGAAGGAGGUGCUCGUCGAUCUCUGCUGCUCCGCCGUCAGCGCCGUUGCCGUUCUCAGCUUCAUCGCCACCGUCGUGCUCCGGUAG